CCUGCUACGAGACCAGCACAUUAUGUACAGGUGGGGGUUUCCAGAAAUUGAUAAUCCAGCGAAACGGCAAAGUUACUUCAAUCAACUCACAAGAAGAGGACCUGCACACCCUAAGCAGCUGGGGCCUACAGAUUCCCGAAACUGCGGAUGCCAAGCAACGCUCCCCGAGACUCCAACCAGACUGGAAGAAA
Messenger RNA from Pelobates cultripes (western spadefoot toad), 191 nucleotides. The record is from the annotation of a GenBank genome assembly. Lineage: Eukaryota; Metazoa; Chordata; Amphibia; Anura; Pelobatidae.